Molecule: messenger RNA, 1041 nt
Organism: Verticillium alfalfae VaMs.102
Lineage: Eukaryota; Fungi; Ascomycota; Sordariomycetes; Glomerellales; Plectosphaerellaceae
Product: KOW motif domain-containing protein
Exons: 3
Coding region: 1-1041 (346 amino acids)
Source: RefSeq, a predicted model, not a curated record
AUGCAGAAGCUCGUAAAGCGCACUGCGGAAGCACAGCGAGCCGUCGCCCGCCGCACCGCCAAGAAGACCCUGAACGUCUAUCGCAGGAGCAAGCUUGAACGCCGUUCCGAGCAAUCCCAAAAUGUCGAGGAAAUCGCCGGCGACUUGCGUGCCGCCCGUGUCGCUCGCGCCGAGGCCUGGGACCUCGGUCCCCUGACGCCCCGUCGCGAUGUCGACGGCAACUUCACCCACGGCGCCACCCUGUUGUCGAGGAACAGGCCACAGACACCCUUCAAGGCGUGGGAGAUUGAGCAGAGGUGCGCCUGGGCUGGCGGCAGCAAGCUUCUGAACAUUGUCAAGAACGAUCGCGUCGUUGUCAUGGAGGGUCCUGACAAGGGCAAGAUUGACCUGAUCAACCACAUUGACCUCAACAAUGGUGUCGUCGAGCUGAAGACUCAGAAACAAAGGCCCGCUAACACGGACAAGUAUCUCACCGUCGUGCCCGAUGUCCACCGAAAAGUCGACCCCUCCCAGCCUCCCACCUCGGCCGCCACCGGCACCCUCCCCAUCUCCGCCAUCCGCCUCGUCCACCCCCUGACCGACCCCGUCACCGGCAUCACCCGCGAUGUCAUCGUCCGCUCCCUGACCGCCGGCCCUGUCAAGCGCCACCGCGCCACGGGCUGGAAGGCCUGGACCCGCUACAUUACCGGCCUCAACGUCGCCGUGCCCUGGCCCGAGCCCUGCCCGCUGCCCGACACGCUCAUCGACGAGCUCCGCAACAAGUACUCCAAGUUCCGCACCCGCCACGAGGUCGAAUACGUCCAGCGCAAGGAGGCCGAGGCCAGCGAGAAGAAGGCCGGCCGCGUCACCGCCGCCAGCAUGCUCACGCCACUGCAGGAGUUCAACCGCCAGCAGCGCGACGCCCGCCGCGCGCGCGGCCAGCCCAUGCUCACCGAGGAGAUGCUCGAGAAGGUCGGCCAGGUCAUCGCCAGGAAUAAGGCCGUCGCCCUCAGCGCCGCCGGCGUGUCUGAGGUCCACGAGACGCCCGCGCAGCUCCUUUGA